Molecule: messenger RNA, 444 nt
Organism: Saprolegnia parasitica CBS 223.65
Lineage: Eukaryota; Oomycota; Saprolegniomycetes; Saprolegniales; Saprolegniaceae
Exons: 1
Coding region: 1-444 (147 amino acids)
Molecular function (GO): phosphatidylinositol binding
Source: RefSeq, a predicted model, not a curated record
AUGCACCGCCUUGUGAUCACGAGCCAGAGCCCCAAUAAGAGCCGAGCAACCUUCCACGCCUUCAUGCAAUUCCACAUCGACGUCGACGACGCGUCUGGCCAGCCAUAUACGAUCUGCAAGCGCUUCCGCGAAUUCGUUGCGCUGCACAGCACCUUGCGGCUUGCGGGCUUUCGCGUCCCGAGCCUCCCCGUGGCCGGGCCGUUCAUGAGUCUUUGGCUCCUCUGGGACUCUGCGAGUGCGCUCGCCCACCGCCAGUUCUUCCUCCAAGUGUUUCUCCAAGUCCUCAACGACAGCGCCGAGAUCCAAGCGCACACAGCCUUCACGAAAUUUGUCGGCACCCGCCCCGAGACAAAGCCAGGGUACACGUCGCUCGCCCUCUUCCGCCCAUCGUUUGAACGAAGCCCCGUGCGGCGCCCUAGCCGUGUGCCAGCGGUCAGCGACUAA